This is a messenger RNA of Acromyrmex echinatior (Panamanian leafcutter ant), 2346 nucleotides long. Its product is annotated as RCC1 and BTB domain-containing protein 1-like. Lineage: Eukaryota; Metazoa; Arthropoda; Insecta; Hymenoptera; Formicidae. The record is from RefSeq and is a predicted model, not a curated record. Gene Ontology annotation, molecular function: protein binding.
CUUGAUCUAAAAGCAUAACCCAAUCAGUGCGAAGAAAACUUCCAACAGUUGCAAAAUAAACGUUCUGCUGAACGCAGCCAUUGGUUGCAUUAUAUUUUUAAAUUUGAUGUAAUAGUUCUAUCCCAGCGAAUUAAAGAACUUCCAACAGUUGCAAAAUAAACAUUCUGUUGAACGCGAAAGGUCGUAAUACGCUUGAAUGCGUGAUUAGAAAGAUACUAAGGAACAAAACAAAGAAACAAAGCGUUCGCGAAGAGGCGACUAGAGAUAAUCAGAGUGAAUUGAAGCAAUCUUGUGAGGCAAUAUGUGCGUCCAUUGCAUCUCGGAUCUACGUAAUUGGCCGAUUUUUAGUUCACUGGAGCCGGAUUUUAUUUCGCAGAUCCAUAUGGUUUGGGUAUACGGUGAAAUGGGUAGAGAGACCUUGAUGGUGAUGAAGAAUAAAAUAGUGUAUGCCAUGGGUAACAAUGUCGAUGGUUGUUUGGGAAUAGGGAACUUCGAUUCCACAUUGUAUCCAAGGAAGGUGGAGGCUCUUUGCAAGAAGAAUAUUAAGACAUUUGCUUAUGGCAACGGUCACGUUCUCGCACUUACGAAGGAAGGAGAAGUAUAUUCGUGGGGUUCCAACUCUUACGGCGAACUGGGACUCGGAAUGUGUGAUUCAGUCAUUCUCACGCCUACUUUAGUGUCCUACUUUAGUGUCAUUCUGAAAAAUUCCCUUAUCGAGAACAUCGUGGACAUUGCGUGUGGGUGUCAUCAUUCUGUUGUUUUGACCAAGUUUGGCGAUGUAUAUGUUUGGGGACAAAAUAAAUUCGGACAAGUGGGUAACGAUAAAAACAUUAAUCAAAACGUACCUAGGCUAGUGGAUUCCUUGGCUAAGAAGAAGGUUAUCUGCAUCUCUUGCGGUGAUACCUUUACCGUGGCAGUCGUCAAAAAUGGCGAGGUGUUUGCUUGGGGCAAUAAUUGUAUUGGCCAGCUGGGUGUAGGUGAUGACGAAGAUCGAAUGACGCCUUGCCAGCUUGAAUCAUUGAAAGGCACUGUAAUAGUCAAAGUGGCUUGCGGAUUAGAGCAUACGCUGGCGCUUACGGAUGAAGGAAAUCUUUAUUCCUGGGGUGGAAAUGAUUUUGGCCAAUUGGGCUUUAGUGAGAAAGAGAUCUAUGAACCAGUCAUGGUCGAGCAUGUAAUGGGAAAGGUAUUCGAUAUUGCGGCUGUGCAACACAUAAGCCUCGCCAUCGGCGAGGGAAGAUAUGUCUACAUAUGGGGUAACUGCCGCGGUCAGAACAUCUCAGUUCCAACUGUCACUACGUUUUCGAACAUAUAUGACGCUCUUGCGUUGCACGAACCCCUAAUUCUUUAUAAUGCCGAAGAACCAAGUGUAUUAGAGUGCCUGGAAAAUUCAUUCGAUGACGAAACUACAAGUGAUCUCAUAAUACAAGUGAAAGAUCAAAAUAUUUUUGUGCAUAAAGCUAUUUUGAAGAUCCGCUGUUCAUAUUUUAGAAACAUGUUUCAACAUGAUUGGACGGAAAACAAUCAAAGUGUUAUCAAGCUUGAUCAAUUUUCCUACAUCGUCUACAAAGCCUUCCUGAAAUACUUAUACACUGGCAUGGUCAAUUUACCUGUGGAGAAGAUGAUAGAACUUUUUAAAUUGGCUGAUUCUUAUUGCGAGAGCAAUCUCAAGAAGCUCUGCAUUCGGAUAAUAAAGCAAGAAAUUAGCGUGUCGAAUGUUGCCUACUUGUACAGCGUUGCAGUUCAAUAUUCCGAGGAGGAGCUGGAACAAUUUUGCAUUAAGUUCGCUGUUAAUCACAUGACGACUGUGACGCAGACGGAAAGUUUUGCAAAUUUGGAUGAAAAUAUAUUAAGAACUUUUAUAAUUAAGACAGGCGAGGCUGGUGUAUUUAAAAUGUAAUAAGUCUAUCUACCUUAAAAACAAUGCGCCAUGAUAAGAAUUAACGAAAAUUGCUGAAUAUGUCAGUUGCUACAUGAAUACUCACAAUAUAUAUAGAAUCGCGUAUUCUGAUGAAAUAUUCCAAACGUUUUGUUUCCUUAAUAACAGUCGUGUAAAUAAUAAAUGGACCUGAAGUAUCCAGAUGUAUCAAUUGUAUCGCGCGAUCUGAUAAAUAAUUCACGCGAGAGAUUCCUUAGUUUAUCUUGAAGAGUGUGAGAAAGAUCUUAUAAUCUUGCAAAACUACUUGAGAUUACUUAGAAUUCUCAUAAAAAAAAAAAGAAAAACGCCACUCAUUGAGACAAAUCGAUCUCAUAUCUGUGAUAGUGCCAUUAUUAGCGUAAGAUUAGAUCGAUUUAAGUAAAUGUUUUAAAAAUGCUCAAGCUGAUAAAUCGGAUACUCAGAAUAUUUCC